Molecule: messenger RNA, 962 nt
Organism: Paramecium primaurelia
Lineage: Eukaryota; Ciliophora; Oligohymenophorea; Peniculida; Parameciidae
Source: the annotation of a GenBank genome assembly
AUGUCAGAAUAGGAUUACUCACAAUUUUUAUUUGAAAAACAUGAUCAAGACAAAUUCGAUAAAUAUGAAGAAUUAGUAGAUUGUAAAGGAUUUAAGCUUCCAAAUGAUAAGAAUUAAACUAAAUAUUUAUUAGAUGAGGAUGAAGGGUAUAUAAAUAUAUAAAUUAAUAUAGUUGGUGUGAUUUAAAUGGAUGUUACUAUAAUUCUCUAGGCCAACCAAGUGGAUGGAUUAUAUUGUCAAAGGAUGGUAAAAAAUAUAUGAGAUUUAAUUAAAACAGGGAAUUUAUUGAAGAAUAAGAAAAUAAAUAUUAUUAGAAUGAAUAAUUUAAUGUAACACAUUUAGUAUAAAAUUAAUAAAAACAAAAAAAUUUAAAUGAUUAAGAAUAAUAAUAAUAAAAAUAAUAGUCUAAAUAAGAAAAUAGAAAAUAAUAAAAUUAAUCUAAUUAAUCUAAUUAAAAAAAUUAAGACAAUUAAAGAAAAUAAAAAUACAAUAAAUAAAAAGAUUAAGAACAUGAAAAAGCUAAGAUCUAAGAUAUUUCAGAAAAAGAUUAAGAACAAGAUUAAGAGGAGGAUUUAUAUGUUGAAAAAAUUGAUUAAUAAUUACCAAAAGAACCAAAAAAUACAAACGAUGAUCCAAAAACUAAUGAUUAAGAAGGACGGUAAAGAAAUCAAAGGGAUAGAAAACAAAAUGACAGAAAUAGGAAAAAAUAAAACAAGGAUGAUUAGAAUAAUAAUAAUUAGGAAAGUAAGAAAUAUUAUAUUUUAAAUAUAAAUGAAAAUUCUUUGAGCAAAGAGGAUUUUAUAAAAUUUUUAAUAGAAGAGUGUAAAAUUAAAGAAAAAAGUAUAAUAGAAUACAAUGAGAAUAUCUUAAAGUUAGCAUUAGAAAAAGAUGCCAUUAAAUUAUAUAGAUUGAAUAGAAAAUAAUAAACAGAUAAAGUUUAAAAAUUCAUUGUCUCAACAUGA